Molecule: messenger RNA, 1218 nt
Organism: Vanessa atalanta (red admiral)
Lineage: Eukaryota; Metazoa; Arthropoda; Insecta; Lepidoptera; Nymphalidae
Gene: mRpS22
Product: 28S ribosomal protein S22, mitochondrial
Exons: 7
Coding region: 48-1178 (376 amino acids)
Cellular component (GO): mitochondrial small ribosomal subunit
Molecular function (GO): structural constituent of ribosome
Source: RefSeq, a predicted model, not a curated record
AUAUUUUAGGUUAUGAUUACUAAAAACUAAAUAGACAAUUGGUGAUCAUGUCUUUAUUAAAAUUAUUAAAAAACAAUACAAGAAAUGUAUUUAUUAAAUGUAAUGAAUCACAGUUAAUUUUCAUAUCGUCGAGAAAGUUGAGCAUAGUGCCUUCAAUUUACGAUGGAGAAAACCCAGCACCGAAGUUUUUUUCAUCCGGUAUACAAAUAUUGCUUAAACGUUUAACUCGGCCCGAUUAUGCAAAAGUAUUUCGUAAAAGAUCAAACAGUAAUGCUCCUAUGUUGGAAACGCCACAAUAUAAAUUUUUAACCGAUGAGGAACUACAGAUUGAAAAAGAAAAAGCUAAUCAAAGUGCGGAUCGCUUACUCCAAAUGCCCCCAGUUGUAAAGGUACAUGAACCUAUAAAUGAUGUUUUAUCCAAAGAUCCAGCAUUAGUGGGUUUUGAUUCUGCUAAAUAUUUGUUUACUGACAUUAGUUUUGGUGUUGCCAAUGAACACAGACUAAUUGUGGAAAGAGACCCUGAUGGAAUACUCCGUAGUUGUGACCAUGAUGUAAGAAAGAGAUUGAAUCAGAUAUAUUUCCCAAUGCUGGGUCGAAAAAUAAGAGAGCCAUUGAUAUUUGCAGAUGAAGAAAAGUUACACAGCCUCCUUGAUAGGCAAAAGUAUGAGUAUGUUUUGGAUAGAGCCUGUGUUCAGUAUGAACCAGAUGAACCUAAAUUUCAGAAGGUCACAAGUAUCACAUACCAGCAUAUUGAUACUAACAUGCAGUAUGAUUUGUUAAGGUCAACACGUCAUUUUGGGCCUCUCGCGUUCUACUUAACAUGGCACAAAAGUAUGGACAGUCUGAUGUUUGAAUUAGUACAGACUGGAGCUAUACGGGAGGCUGUGUUGCUAAUGUCACUUCGACAUGCUGUACACGGAGAUCUGAAAAAUGGUGCAGAUAGUGACGCUCUUGGCAAACAGGUUUUAACCACCCCAGUUCAAUUAUCAAAAUCAGAAUAUCUAACAGAAGAGGAUAUUCAACUCGAUAACAAAUGUAUUGAAUGCUUAGAUGCAUACAUUGUCAACAACUCUACUAUGAAGAGCCAACAAGGACUUGCAUUGCAAGGAUUCAGAGAGUAUUAUCAACAGAUGAUUGAACUUAGUCGAGGCUUGAAAAAAGCGCAUGGAACAGCUUGAAUGUGUAAUAAUAUAUUGAAUUAAAUGUUUAGAUAAGUAA